AUGUCCCAGUCUAACACAAAUGACAGCAUAGAUUUCGACAGGUCAAAUACACCUUAUAGCAGAAUGGAUGAAUGUGAAGCUGAAAAAGCUUAUUCUAAUAGAAGAAAACUACUAGAAUCCAGCUUAAAAAAAACUGUAAAGCGAAGCUCAUCAAGCACAAACUUGACCCACAAAAUACAGAAAAAAGCACAAAUUGAGAGAAAAUUCGACAGCAAAACGUCACAGGAAAAUGCUAUUUCGAGUGCAAGUAGAUUUUCUGUGCCGCUUUCUCAGGUAUCUUCGUGUGCAAUUCUUGUAAGUUAUAGGAUAAAAAAUGAAAUGGAUAGAGUUGGCAGAGAUAUCCAAGAAAACGCAAAUAGAAAAACCAUUGGUGAAAUCAUUUAUGAUAAGCAAGUAAAUUGAAAGAAAAAUAUUGAUAAUAAGUUAAAACAACAAAAAUUCAAAGAAGAGACCGAAGAAAUGAACCAAUGUCCGUUUGAGCCGAAAUUUCUAACAAAAGUUAGACCGGAAACUACAGAAACUCCUACAAGUAUCUAUGAUAAGUCCAAACUUUGAAGAGAUAAUGCAGAUUUAAAAAAACAAAAAGCGUUAGAAAAUAAAAUAAAAGAAGAGCUAGAGGACUGCUCAUUCAAGCCAAAUUUCAUAUCAAAGCAGCUAAGCUUAAAACAGUUUGAUUCUACUAUUUUUGAGCGAAGCAUGAGAUGAAAAGAAAAUGCUCUUGUCCAGUCCCAAAGAAAAUCUAAAGGGGUUUUAUUGCAAAAUUCAAGUAAAAAAUCGCCAGUGAAAAUCACUAUGAGACAGUUCAAAGAAAUCUGCAGUCCUAUAAGUAAAGACAAACUAGAAAUAAGAUAUCAGAUACUUGAUUCUAGUAUUGACUUAAUCAGCCAGCAAAUAGACAAUUCUCUUCAAGCCAGUUUAAUAGACUCGCCAUCCAAAUAA
Blepharisma stoltei is the source of this 939-nucleotide messenger RNA. NCBI's taxonomy places the organism in Eukaryota, Ciliophora, Heterotrichea, Heterotrichida, Blepharismidae. The record is from the annotation of a GenBank genome assembly.